ACAUUCCGUUCUUCUUUUAUUUACAGGUUCACAACCAUACCAUAAAUGCACCGGCAAAUUCGUAGAAAUUUCGAUUCAGAAAAAUGCUGCCUUUGUCCCUGUUGAGGACUGCUGUAAAUCACCCUAUGUUAGUGGAGUUAAAGAAUGGAGAAACAUACAAUGGACAUUUAGUCAGCUGUGAUAAUUGGAUGAAUAUAAAUCUCAGAGAAGUAAUUUGUACCUCAAGGGAUGGUGAUAGAUUUUGGAGAAUGCCAGAAUGUUAUAUAAGGGGAAGUACAAUUAAAUACCUCAGAAUACCUGACGAGGUCAUCGACAUGGUAAAGGAGGAGGUUAUACAAAAAUCUAAAGGUCGUGGUGAAGGAAGAGGUGGUGGUAGAGGAGGUCCACAAAGGGGACGAGGAGGAAGAGGUGCGUUUGGUAGUCGAGGUGGAGGCCGAGGAGGAGGGGGUGGAGGUGGAGGUGGAAGAGGAGGAGGACGAGGAGGAGGCAGAGGAAGAGGAGAUUCGUAGUGUCUAUCAUUGUGGUGUUGUACUGUAUGAAUCGUUAGUGUAUGUUUGAGCUGAUCAGUAAAACUGUAUGGAUCAUUGAUGUGUUACUUAGAUCUGAUCGAUUGACUGAAUGAAGGAGUAACUCAGUGUGGAUAUGACAGAUGCUUCUAUAAAACUUCACAUCAUUAAAUCUUAAUCAUGA
Mytilus trossulus (common blue mussel) is the source of this 690-nucleotide messenger RNA. RefSeq names its product U6 snRNA-associated Sm-like protein LSm4. The transcript has 5 exons. Gene Ontology annotation, molecular function: U6 snRNA binding. Gene Ontology annotation, biological process: spliceosomal snRNP assembly; P-body assembly; nuclear-transcribed mRNA catabolic process. The record is from RefSeq and is a predicted model, not a curated record. Bases 84 to 509 code for a protein of 141 amino acids. Gene Ontology annotation, cellular component: P-body; spliceosomal tri-snRNP complex; U6 snRNP. NCBI's taxonomy places the organism in Eukaryota, Metazoa, Mollusca, Bivalvia, Mytilida, Mytilidae.